AUGCCCGAAAUUGCCAGUGAGAUAUCUGCGGAAGUGAGUGCUUCAGCCGUCCGUAUCGAUCUGCUGCUACCACCUUUGUUGGCCGCACAACGCUCGUCAUGGGAGCAGGGAGUCGCAGCACAGGCUCUGCUCGAAUGCUACCAGUUUUUCGUGCGAGAGGAUAUCCCAAAGCCCCAGCAGGAGGCUCAUUUCUUACCGUACCUCUACGCAUUUGCCCACGAGUCUCUUGUUCGCCAAGCAUCCGACGGCCGCCUUGCAACUUUGCUCAAUGGCAAUGGGGCUUCAGACUCUGGUGCUGCCGAUCCCGCUAGCAACGGGGAACCUAUAUAUUUCCUGCUGGCUCUUUCGGAACGUCUGGGUCACGUCUUUCCCCCACCCGCUUCAGCCACGAAUGCCUCUCUAGCCGAAGGAGUGGAUGGGAUGCUGUCAUACAUAGUUGACGCUUGCCCUCGUGCUCCAAUUAAUGGCGAUAAUAGCGAUACUGAAGAUCAGAUGAAACUGUUCUCUCAUCGCACUGACGCGGUGCAGAUCUGGUCUGAUACUGUCUACAUGCUCCCGCCCUUCCUCGUAUCGGCAGCCAUUUUCCAUCUCGACCACCCACAUCCUCGUUACCAAUCUAUCACCCUCCUUCACAUGGGUCUGCAGCAGAUCCUACUCGCAGCUCAGGCGCUACAAGGACACUCGGGUGAAUGGUCCCAUAUAUAUGAUCUCUCUGCAAAGGAGUAUAACAGGCCCGCGCCAUGGGGAGUUGGGAAUGGUUGGGUUUGUUGUGGGAUUGUUCGAGUACUUCGCAUGCUGAAUUGUCGGGUUUCCGAGGAGGAUGCAGAUCCAAUGUCCUCUCGAGCUCUGGCAACUCUUCUGCUACACCAUCCUCAGCUCAUUGACAAGCUUCGUCGGUGCUUGAACGUGCUCGCGACAACUAUGUGCGCAUGUUUAAAGCGCAUCCGCCUCGAUGGCUUGUUCCACGACAUACUCGAUAAUGAAUCCACAUUUGUGGAGACAAAUUUAUCGCAACAACUUUCCUACACGCUCGUCCGUUUACUCGACCUUCGCCUGCACCAUCGAGAUUUUAUAGCCCCCAUGCUUUCUUCUGAGAUUCUGGAAGAAACAUGGAGGCAAUGGGAGCGGGUAGCAGAAACUAUGCGUACUGCGGCAGUCGGUAAGACCGACGCAUGGGGAUUUGUGCGCGAUGUGUGCGGAAGUCCUUCAUUUGACAAGCCAGGCACAGCCGCGGAAGGACAGGCAUGGGGGAUUAUGAUGGAGACCGCUAGAGCAGAAUACUUUGUCCGCAGAAGACAUUUCGAAGCAAUAUGCUCAAACUGA
Molecule: messenger RNA, 1323 nt
Organism: Fibroporia radiculosa
Lineage: Eukaryota; Fungi; Basidiomycota; Agaricomycetes; Polyporales; Fibroporiaceae
Exons: 1
Coding region: 1-1323 (440 amino acids)
Biological process (GO): carbohydrate metabolic process
Source: RefSeq, a predicted model, not a curated record